UCUCUCUCUCUCUCUCUCUCUCUCUCGUUCCCUGUUUCUCUCGCCCUCCCCGUGUCUUUCCUCUGGACCUUGGUUUUGGACCCUCAGCUCCACAGAAACAGCUAGUCGUAUAGGUUUUUUUUUGUUUUUUGUUUUCCCUACCGAACUCCAUAGGAAAAAAAAACAAAAAAAAAACUUAUAUGCGCCUUUUGUCUUGCAGCGUCUGGGAGAAUAAGAACCGGAUCCUGGUGAACAUCAGAGGUACAAACGCAAUGAAGUGAACGAAUGAGCGAAUGUCCUUUCAUCAGUAGAGAUCAGUAGAGAUGAAGGUGUGCCCGAACAUGUCCAACCCACUGGAAAGGAUUAUGGCAGAGAAGAAGGAGGCAAUUGAGGCCGUGAUGGACAUGUUCGGGAGAGGUGCUGAGGUCUUGGCCAGUGCAGUGGGAGAGCUGUUCCCCUUAUGUGAGGUCGCUGCUCCGGUCCUCCGCCUGGUCUUGGACAAUGUUCAGAGCAAAGAGGUCUUUUAUGUCAAGGAACAAUUUCUGACGGUGAAGAACAAACUGGACGUGCUUUCCACGGAGCUCGAGGAUAUAGACUGCGAGAUCAAGAGGGGCAGACUGGACUCUCAGUACUUCUCGGUGGAGGAGAACAUUAGGAACCAGUUCAGAAAAUACAUUGACAUAAUAGAAGCUAAGCCGCAGUUCAGGGAGGUGAAGAUCAGACUGUUUCUGGAGCACUUUGCCAAAACUGGAGGAGAGAAAAAUCUGUUUGUGUUGUAUGACGCUUUAAUGGGCAACAACAGCUUCGGAGAACCUGUCUUAGUAUUGGUCGAGAGAUACGUGGCGAGGAACCGUCGUCUCUUGGAAGAUUUUUGCGUCCGCAUGAAAGAGCUGUUCUGCCUGGGCCUGAUUGUUUUGCUUGGACAUUGCACUUUGACCCAAGGCCAAGAGGAAGAAGACGAGAAAAUUCAAGAAUGGAGCGGUAAAAUGGAGGAAGUGGAGUCCAGCAUGAAGAUGACCAUCGAGUCGUGCGUUGCUGCCUUUCCGGAGCAAGCAAAAUUAGAUUCUGAACAACUCCUGCAAAAAAAAGGAGAAGAAGACCUGCAGGACACGACCCAGCGGCUUUUGAACUUCUUGGUGAAAAAGUACGAUUGGGUCAGCUGGUCCGUACGGCUGAUGAAACACUCAGAUGGUACCUACCGCAACUGGAGAGCAGGCGAACACUUUCACCACGUUGCAGGUCAGAACUGGUUUGAGGUGCUGGAUGUCAACAGUUUAAACCUGGUGGUGUCGUUCAGCACCGAACCACGGCCAGUUUCUCGUGACUGCAUCCAACAGGUGAUGGAAGCUCAAGGGAAGAAGGGGAACUGUCAGGUGGUGGUGGAGGUGUUGGAGAAGCAGUUCUGCGGGUUUGUUGUUCAUGCCGUCAGUCGCCACAAGGAGGCUGCAGCUGCGUGGAGCUUCCCGGAGGAUUGUCACUACUGGGAGAGACACAAAAAUGUAGCGGUGUGUGUUCACUCGGAGUAAACGUGACCCGCUCAUAGCAUAGCAGAGGUGGAAAGAGUACUAAAAAUAUUCUACUCUAAUGAAUUUGUACUUAAGUGCAGUACAAUUAUCGGUCGAAAAAUAUCAACUCAAGUAUUAAGCAGGUUUAAAAUGUACUUAACUUACAGUAUUUUCCGGACUAUAAGUCGCACCUUUUUUUCCCUCCUUUGGCCGUGUUAGCGACUUGUACUCCGGAGAGUUAACGAUAACAAAACAUGUCAGGUUGUGUUUUUGAUUUACCUUUGUUUACCUUGUAAGGGAUGUGAUUUACCAAAUAUACCAAAGUACAAAGUAAGUUUUUGAU
Molecule: messenger RNA, 1827 nt
Organism: Cynoglossus semilaevis (tongue sole)
Lineage: Eukaryota; Metazoa; Chordata; Actinopteri; Pleuronectiformes; Cynoglossidae
Gene: rpz6
Product: rapunzel 6
Exons: 3
Coding region: 303-1505 (400 amino acids)
Source: RefSeq, a predicted model, not a curated record